Oncorhynchus kisutch (coho salmon) is the source of this 1431-nucleotide messenger RNA. Its product is annotated as synaptonemal complex protein 3. Lineage: Eukaryota; Metazoa; Chordata; Actinopteri; Salmoniformes; Salmonidae. The record is from RefSeq and is a predicted model, not a curated record. Gene Ontology annotation, biological process: meiotic cell cycle; spermatid development. Gene Ontology annotation, cellular component: synaptonemal complex. Bases 360 to 1064 code for a protein of 234 amino acids. The transcript has 8 exons.
GCGCUCAGUUGGCGCGUCAACGUUUCUCACGCGCAGAUUUUUAUGUUCACUUCAGCGCAAGCUCUCGAACCUAGUAAAUUACUUUUAACCAAAGAAAUGGUUGGGCAGUGAAGGUAGCUCGCUUUUAUAUUACCAUAUAUUUCAACAAGUUUAAAACAAAAGUCUUUAGCAAAAUAAGGAUUUUUACUUUGAUAGCCUGUUUUGUUUCGGCCAAAAUAGGUCAGGUUGCUUUCACACAAGCUAGUUAACGUAGCUAGCUAGCUAGGUUCGAGGUUAGCACAACGUUAGCGAUAGGCUAAAGCUGUCAGUUGAACCAGUUCUGUAGCACAUUUAUCUUCUUUAUUGUCAACCAACAAAAGAUGGCAACUCACAAGGGAUGUGCUCUGAAAGGCAAAGCAAAAGGCACUAAAACCACCUCAGGCAAACCCCAUAUGGAGGACUUCAAUGGGAGUUUCAACAAAGAAAACCUUCAAGUAGUUGAGGCUGAGACAUUGAGAGGAAGGAAACGUCUCUCAGAGGCAGAUGAUGACAUUGACAUUGACAUCACCAAAGGAGGGGAUAUGAUGACCAUGUUGGACAGAUUUGGAGCGGACAUCAACAAAGCUUUCCUGGCAAAACGCAAACGCUUGGAAACGUUUACCAAGUCCUCUGUGAAGACCAGCCAUCAGAAGAUUGAGCAGUUAUGGAGGGUCCAACAAAGAGACAGGAGUAAAGUGACAGAAGACUACUGCACCCAGUUCAAUGCAGUCUUCAACCAGUGGGACACAGAUGUGCAGAAGUCCAAGGAUAACGAGGAGAAACUACUGAGCAUGUUCCAGCACCAGCAGAAAAUGUUUCAGCACAUGAGGGCCUCCCAAAGCCAGAGACUGAAGACUCUCAAGCAGCUGCUAGAGCAGUACAUCCAGAGCCUUGAUACAAUGGAGAAGACCCAUAUCAGCCAGCAGGGUGCUGUACAGGGCGAGCUGCGCCAGGAAAUGGCACUGUUUCAGAAAAAGAUCCUCAUGGACACACAACAGCAAGAGAUGGCUACAGUGCGCAAGUCUCUGCAGACAAUGCUGAUGUAAAUUAUUUAGAUUGAAGGGAGCCAAGAGGAAUCAACUCCAUCCAAAUGCUUUGUGUGUGUACAUUUCAAAGCUGGGUUGUCUGUACUGCUUUAGUUUAUGAUUGUGUUCCAGAUAGACCUUUACAAUGGCCAGAGAAGUGUUAAACAUCUCAGGAACAAUAUCAACCUUGAUUCUUUAAUAUGCAAAUACCAGUAAUGGUUCCAGGGAGAUGGGAGUUUUGAAAUCUUACAUUUAUGGAAGUAUGGUGUGUACAUGUAGCAUUGCAUUUCUGUUAUCAACUGCUUCAUUCUAUGUUAAAUCUACUUAAUUAAACCCUGAUUGAGACAGGGAUGGAGAAAUUAAAUGUGACUUUAGUUGCUAAAAUGUU